Molecule: messenger RNA, 948 nt
Organism: Solanum dulcamara
Lineage: Eukaryota; Viridiplantae; Streptophyta; Magnoliopsida; Solanales; Solanaceae
Exons: 2
Coding region: 1-948 (315 amino acids)
Source: RefSeq, a predicted model, not a curated record
AUGGAGUACUUGAGCAGAUGCCUAGAUGAAGUCAAAGACAAUGGAAGAUUCAAGUUUCAUCCUAAAUGUGCAAAAUUGAGAAUAAAGCAUCUAUGUUUUGCAGAUGACUUACUCUUGUUCUGCAGAGGGGAUCAACACUCAAUAGGGACCAUAUAUCAAUGUUUCCACAAGUUCUCCCUAGCUUCUGGACUGCAAGCAAAUAUGAAUAAGAGUUCCAUUUAUUUUGGUGGAGUCACUGAUCAGAUGAAGGAGACCAUACUGCAUCAGUUCCAGUUUAACUAUGGGGAGUUCCCUUUCAAGUAUCUUGGUAUUCCUUUAUCCACUAAAAAGUUAUCUCUUACGCAAUGGACACCUCUAGUGAAUAAAAUUGUAGCUCGAAUUACCUCCUGGACUGCCAAGAAACUUUCGUAUGCAGGAAGAAAGCAAUUAGUUCAAUCAGUUCUCUUUGGAAUCCAAGCUUACUGGUCCCAAUUAUUCAUUAUACCCACAAAAGUCCUUAAACUCAUUGAGGCUUAUUGUAGGAGCUUCAUAUGGUCAGGUACCAACACCAUCACCAAGAGAGCACUGAUAGCAUGGGAGAAGAUAUGGAUCCAUUCUUAUUAUAUAAAAUCCCAUACUGUCUUUAAUGUUCCUAUACCUCAACAGGCUUCAUGGAUGGUUAAGAAGAUACUUGCAGCUAGAGUGAUACUAGAACAGAUACACACUCAAAGAGACUCACCAACUACUGCAAACUUUUAUGUGCAUUUGCUGGGUAAUAGACCAAUAGCCCCCUGGAAAAAUAUGAUGUUUAACAACAGUGCAAGACCAAAGGCUAUUGUUACAAUGUGGAUCAUGCUGCAGAAUAAACUCCCAACUACAGACAGAUUAACCUCCUGGGGAAUGAAUGUCAACCAACAAUGCAAACUCUGUCAACAAGAUCUGGAAAAUAGAGAGCAUCUGUUUACUUAA